Messenger RNA from Penaeus chinensis, 906 nucleotides. Its product is annotated as vegetative cell wall protein gp1-like. The record is from RefSeq and is a predicted model, not a curated record. The transcript has a single exon. The annotation marks the transcript as partial. Lineage: Eukaryota; Metazoa; Arthropoda; Malacostraca; Decapoda; Penaeidae.
UCAUCAUCACCAUCACCAUCCCCGUCACCAUCACCAUCACCGUCACCAUCAUCAUCACCAUCACCAUCCCCGUCACCAUCACCAUCCCCGUCACCAUCACCAUCACCAUCACCGUCACCAUCAACAUCACCGUCACCAUCAUCAUCACCAUCACCAUCCCCGUCACCAUCCCCGUCACCAUCAUCCUCACCAUCCCCGUCACCAUCAUCCUCACCAUCCCCGUCACCAUCAUCCUCACCAUCCCCGUCACCAUCCCCGUCACCAUCAUCAUCACCAUCCCCGUCACCAUCCUCGUCACCAUCAUCAUCACCAUCCCCGUCACCAUCAUCAUCACCAUCCCCGUCACCAUCACCAUCACCAUCACCGUCACCAUCAACAUCACCGUCACCAUCAUCAUCACCAUCACCAUCCCCGUCACCAUCAUCCUCACCAUCCUCGUCACCAUCAUCCUCACCAUCCCCGUCACCAUCAUCCUCACCAUCCCCGUCACCAUCAUCCUCACCAUCCCCGUCACCAUCAUCAUCACCAUCCCCGUCACCAUCCCCGUCACCAUCAUCCUCACCAUCCCCGUCACCAUCAUCCUCACCAUCCCCGUCACCAUCAUCCUCACCAUCCCCGUCACCAUCCCCGUCACCAUCAUCAUCACCAUCCCCGUCACCAUCCCCGUCACCAUCAUCAUCACCAUCCCCGUCACCAUCAUCAUCACCAUCCCCGUCACCAUCCCCGUCACCAUCAUCAUCACCAUCCCCGUCACCAUCCCAGAGCCAAAUUCCCGAGACUCGCCCCGACCCCGCGCGCCGACGCUCCCAUCAGCCUCAGCGUUGCCAAUGCCACGCGGACAAGCCUCAGCGUUGCCAACGCCACGCGGACAAGCCGCCUUCAAGGAGUCCUUUCUCCUCCGAAUGA